Stylophora pistillata is the source of this 2326-nucleotide messenger RNA. RefSeq names its product phosphatidylinositol-3,5-bisphosphate 3-phosphatase MTMR2. NCBI's taxonomy places the organism in Eukaryota, Metazoa, Cnidaria, Anthozoa, Scleractinia, Pocilloporidae. Gene Ontology annotation, biological process: phosphatidylinositol dephosphorylation. Gene Ontology annotation, cellular component: cytoplasm; membrane. The record is from RefSeq and is a predicted model, not a curated record. Gene Ontology annotation, molecular function: phosphatidylinositol-3,5-bisphosphate 3-phosphatase activity; phosphatidylinositol-3-phosphate phosphatase activity.
AUUCCAAACCGAGGCUAAGCUGUUCCCAAAUAUCCAAUAUGGCCGAGAAAACUCCAUGAGAAUUCCUGGAACAAUAUAACUCCGUUUGUAGUGCUGAAGGUGAUGUAAACAUCAAAUUUUGAAGAACUCACGCAUGGACAAUAUCCAGAAGAAAGGUGGUUCACACGGGAAGAGCUCAGAAGGAAGCUCUGCCCAACACAGAGCACAUUCACCAAAUAAUGAUCUAUCUGAAGAUGGGUAUUCAAGGGAUAGAGCCGACACCAUCUCUCAAGGUGACCUCAAAUUGCUUGAUGGGGAGAAAGUUCAAGCAACUGCAAAAGAAGUUACCUAUUUGUGUCCCUUCUCUGGACCUGUGCAUGGUAUACUUCAGAUUACCAAUUACAGGCUUCAUUUCAAGGCAGAUGAUGACCCACCCUUCACAGUAGAGGUACCUCUUGGUACUAUUUAUAGAGUAGAAAAGAUUGGUGGGACCACCAGUAGAGGAGAAAAUGCCUAUGGUUUGGAACUAUACUGCAAGGACAUGAGAAAUCUUCGAUUUGCACACAAACAAGAGAAUCACUCCAGACGACUAGUCUAUGACAAGCUUAUGAUUUAUGCAUUUCCUGCAACAAGUUCAAAGCCUUUCUUUGCCUUUACUUACAAAGAAAGAUUUGAUAACAAUGGCUGGGAUAUCUAUGAUCCAGAAAAAGAGUUUCAAAGACAGAAUGUACCUAAUGAGUGUUGGCAAAUCACAAGAAUCAAUGAGAAGUAUGAGUUGUGUGAUACCUAUCCUGCACUGUUUGCAGUUCCUGCUUCUGUUUCCGAUGAAGAUUUGAAGAAAGUUGCUACAUUGCGCAGCAGAGAGAGAAUUCCAGUACUCUCUUGGGUGCAUCCAAAGAACUCUGCUUCUAUUACUCGAGCCAGUCAGCCUAAUGCUGGACUUGUUGGAAAAACCAGAAACAAAGAUGAUGAAAAAUACUUUCAGGCCAUCCUAGAAACUAAUGCAAGAGGACAUAAACUGAUCAUCAUGGAUGCAAGGCCCAAGAUUAAUGCUCUGGCAAAUCAGGCCAAGGGAGGAGGGUAUGAGAUGCAAGAAAAUUACCAGAACACAGAACUGGUUUUCUUGGAUAUUGCAAACAUUCAUGUCAUGAGAGAAAGCUUGCGUAAACUUAAAGACAUCUGUUAUCCAACAAUUGACGAUGUUCAUUGGCUCACAAACCUAGAGAACACUCACUGGCUGGAUUACAUCAAGGUCAUUCUUUCUGGUGCAGUUAAAAUAGCUGAUGCCGUGGAUAGAUGUCGUAUCUCAGUUGUUGUGCACUGCAGUGACGGCUGGGACAGAACAUCUCAGCUCACCGCCCUUGCUAUGCUUUUGCUUGAUCCUUACUACAGAACCAUUGAAGGAUUUGAGGUUCUUAUUGAGAAAGAGUGGACAAGCUUUGGGCAUAAAUUUCAACAGCGUUAUGGCCACGGAGAUAAGAAUCACGCCGAUGACCAGCGUUCGCCGGUUUUCCUUCAGUUCAUAGAUUGUGUGUGGCAAGUCACCAAACAGUUUCCCUGUGCUUUUGAGUUCAACGAGCAUUUCUUGAUAACUGUGUUGGAUCACCUCACAAGCUGCUUGUUUGGUACUUUCUUGUACAACUCAGAGUGCCAGCGAGCCAAAGAGGACGUAAAAGUGAAGACGGUUUCUCUGUGGACCUACAUCAACACGCGACUCACGGAGUUUAAGAAUCCCCUGUAUGCUCCACAUCUCCAUCAGCAUGUUUUGUUUCCUGUUGCCAGUAUGAGAAGACUGGAUCUGUGGACUCGCUAUUACAUUCGCUGGAAUCCCACAAUGCAACCGCAGGAAUCUGAGGAGCAGAGAAGCCGCGAGUUACAUUUUCUCUGUGAGCAGCUACGCCAAAAGUGCGAGGAACUGGAGCGAGAAAUUAUGGCUCGCACAUCUGUUGAAGUACCUUCCACUCCUGAUGCCAUGUCUGUCAAUAGUAACCAAUCACAGCAGUGGGCCCAGUCCUCGGCGGUAUGAUACACGCCGGAGUAACGGCGGCGAGAAAAUAUUAGCCACUCCAGUGGGCAUCUGCCAUGGCCCGUUUAAUAUGAAUUUUAGCCUUUAUAUGUUGCUAUGAAUUCUGUCACCACUAACAUGUGGUAGAUUUUUUUUUUUGUCAAACAUAAUUCUAAUCCCAAGUUGGCGUUUUUUGGUGAAAGGUGAGAUAAAAUUGUUCAGGUUUGAACCAAGGUCUCAUUCAAAUUUAAGUUUCUUUGGAAAGAGAAAAAAUGGACAGAAAAUGAAUCAGUUAAAGUACUCUUGGUUUUUAAUAAAAUACGUUGCAUGAACGUAACAUAA